AUGCCUCCCAAGAAACAGACACCCAACUCCACUAAGAAGCGACCACACUCUGAAUCCCAAUAUGAGCCCCCUGAUUGUGCGCGGAGGGUCACUCGUCGCUCGACAGCUUCCGCCCGAGCGAGAGUCGGUCCGCAAUCUCCACCUCACACAUCGCCGUCGGUCAGACGAGAACAGACUAUUGCCCGUUCAUCCAAGCCGCUUCCCGUAUGCAGUCCUGGCGGUGAGCCAGAAGCGCAAGCCAAUGUUACGCCGAAAACACCUCGAUCUCUUGUCAAAUUUGCUGUUCAACCUCACAACCCUCCAAUCGAGCGCGCCGUGCCAUCGACUCCGCCUAUAGCCCUUUCCAAACACUCAUGGGCAUCACGUUCAGCUGUCCUGAUCAAUAGAGGUGGCUUCAAUACGCCCACGAGUGAGCCAACAGGCUCGUCAAAAAGCACCAAGUGGGCAGACGCGAUAGGCCAGAUCAGCAAGAUGUACAGUUACAAGCGCAUACCUGAGAAUCAGGUCCGUCUUCUACUCAUAAAGCCUGGUUCCUUCGACGAUCAGAUCAACGCUUCACUGCUGGUCGUAAGUGACGAUGACCUGGGAAGCGAGCACUUUCCUUACUCUGCCCUUUCGUACAAUUGGGGCAACAGCAACGACGACAACACCAUCAUUGUUCAGGAUGAUCCAGCUUCAAUUCCUGUCAAGUCUAUCGCGAAGGCAGUCGGUGCUCUUCAAGCAAUCGCGCGGGACAAGAUGAUUAAGGUGAAACCGAAUCUCUACGAAGCGCUCAGACACCUGCGGAAAGAAACCCACACCGUCGCGCUUUGGGUAGAUGCGCUGUGCAUUAACCAGUUUGACAACAAGGAGAAAGAAGAACAAGUGCUCAAGAUGGCGCAAAUUUAUCGCAAAGCCUACAAUGUCAAUGUGUGGCUCGGUUCUGAUAGCCCCGGUGACUUGGUUCCGAACAGGGCCAUGGCUUUUAUUCCAAAGGUCAUUGACCCGGACAACCUCUCCGAGCUUUUGACUGGCGACAACUAUACCAAAGACUGGGCAAGUUUGUACGAACUUCUGAAAUGGAGCUGGUUUUCGAGACGCUGGGUUAUACAAGAGCUGGCGUUCGCUCAGUCCGCUUCGGUUCACUGCGGCAAGCAUGUGCGCGAUUGGAGUGACUUCCAAACUGCUAUCGCCAUCUUCCACCGACACUUUGACGUCUUGAAGUCUCGACUCAUGCUGCAUUACGAAUCUUCUCAAACCAAGCGCAGUUACUUGAACGAUGAUUCAACUCUGGAGAUCGAGCAUCUUGGUGCCAAGCUGUUGGUGGACAUGACAUCGACUCUGUUUCGUAAGCGUACCGAUGGCUCGCUGGAGUCUACGAGAGGGUUAGAGAGCUUGGUAUGCUCUUUGGCGGGGUUUGAUACGUCUGAUCCGCGCGAUACGAUCAACGCCUUUAGAAGCAUAUCGAAGGAAGUGACCAGGUACGACUUGCGACUCGCAGAAUCCCACAAGCUACCGCCCACCCCAAAUUACAGCCAUGAUCUUUUCGAGAUCUAUCGCGACUUUGUUCAAUGGGUCAUAGAGACCACGGGAUCCAUUGAUAUAAUCUGCCGCCACUGGGCGCUUAAGGAGCGGAAAGAACCAACGCCGACGACGCCUCGGCUCGUUCAUCUCCCUUCUUGGAUCCUGUUCGCGGAAGACUCUGCCUGGGGAAAAGGUGAAGACAUGUUUCGUGGUCGAAAGGCCGGUGAUAGCUUUGUUGGUCUACCUGGCAGCAACAACUACAAUGCCUGUGGCAGGCGGUACAAGCAAGCCGAGGUUACAUUUCCGCAGAGCCCAGUCCAACGCAGUUCCACAAUACCAGCUCAGGUCACUCACGACAUGUCAAUGUACGUCAAAGGUGUCAUGAUCGGGUCGGUCUCGUUCCGCACCGAUCCGUUUCCGGAUGGCGUAAUCACCAAAGACUGCUUGGAAUGUCUAGGCUGGGUUUUCGACAAAAAUGCCAAAGAGAUCGCCGAAGUUCCUGCUAAGCUCUGGCAAACACUAGUCGCAGACCGUGAUCCGCAAGGAGGCCCACCUCCUCCUUGGUACAAGACAGCAUGUCAGCACUGUCUUGCUUACCAAACAAACAACGGCCACAUAAACCUCGGCAAUAUACUACGUCGAAAGCUCCAGACCGGUUCUCAAGACCUAGUGUACGACUACCUCUGUCGCGUACGCGCCGUCACAUGGAACCGAUCUUUCCUCAGAGGCGAUCCUAUCUGUAGUGCUGCGUCCAAGGAUUGCGGCUCGAACCACGACGAGCUCGUUGGCUUCGGACCACCUUUGACUGAAAGAGGGGAUGUGAUUGCCAUUUUGUAUGGUGGCAGCGUUCCCGUAAUCCUCCGACCAACUGAAAAUAGCUCGGGUGAUCACCUUGGCUAUCGAUUCGUCGGGGAGACAUACAUCUACGGUAAGAUGGACGAUGAAGCCUUCGGGGUCCAUUGUCAAGAAGAAACUUUCAAGCUACUCUGA
Messenger RNA from Alternaria burnsii, 2493 nucleotides. RefSeq lists its product as uncharacterized. The record is from RefSeq and is a predicted model, not a curated record. The coding region runs from base 1 to 2493 and encodes 830 amino acids. Lineage: Eukaryota; Fungi; Ascomycota; Dothideomycetes; Pleosporales; Pleosporaceae. The transcript has 2 exons.